This is a messenger RNA of Toxotes jaculatrix (banded archerfish), 5049 nucleotides long. It is a transcript of the gene zranb3, whose product is annotated as zinc finger, RAN-binding domain containing 3. Gene Ontology annotation, biological process: DNA repair; replication fork processing. The transcript is spliced from 25 exons. The record is from RefSeq and is a predicted model, not a curated record. Gene Ontology annotation, cellular component: nuclear replication fork. Gene Ontology annotation, molecular function: ATP-dependent chromatin remodeler activity; nucleic acid binding; endonuclease activity. Lineage: Eukaryota; Metazoa; Chordata; Actinopteri; Toxotidae.
GAAUUAUGGUGUUAAUACUGAAUAACUGCUGUUUAUUUUUCUUUUCGGACCAAAGCCGAAUUUAAUUAUGGCCGCUUACAGUUUGGACACGGUGUUUGCUUGCGAGGAACUGAUGAAAAUGGAUGAUGAUGACCUACAGACCUCUCGCUGUGAUACAAGAUGGUCACAGCAACUGUCAGGCCUCCCUCAGAAGCUUCUGCAGGGCCUGAUGCCAUUCCAAAGAAAGGGUGUGAAAUUUGCUUUAUCAAAGAAUGGACGAUGUAUGAUUGCUGAUGAGAUGGGUCUUGGGAAGACGGUGCAGGCCAUUGCGGUGGCGUGCGCAUUCAGGCAGGAGUGGCCUUUCUUGAUUGUCGCCCCAGCCUCCAUGAAAUAUCACUGGAUCGAAGAGCUGGAGAGGUGGAUCCCCGAGCUGCAGCCUGGAGACAUCAACCUGGUGAAGAAUAAGCGCCACACCAUGGGUUUCAGCAGCAGUAAGGUAACAGUGUUGAGUUAUGGGCUGCUCACCUCAAACGCCACACUGCUGGUGGAUGCUCUGACCAGGCAGAAGUUCGCUGUGGUUGUGGUGGACGAGUCACACUACCUCAAGUGCAGGAAAGCGAUGCGGACCAAGAUUAUGGUUCCUCUCAUUCGGAGCGCCAAGCGAGCCAUCCUGCUCACGGGCACCCCAGCCCUGGGUCGCCCUGAAGAGCUGUUCACACAGAUUGAUGCCCUCUAUCCAAAGAGGUUUGGAACCUGGACUGAAUUCGCCGUGAAAUUCUGCAAUGCCCAUUACAGGUACUUUGGGUGUCAUAGGGUCUGGGAUUGUCGUGGUGCGUCCAACCUGACGGAGCUGCACCAGCAGCUGAGCCAGAUCAUGAUCCGUCGUCUCAAGGCCAAUGUGCUCAGUCAGCUGCCCCCCAAAAUCCGCCAGCGUAUCGCCUUCGACCUGCCCAAGAAGGCUGCAAAGAAGGCCUCAGCCAGCUUAGCCAAAUGGGAGCGUCUGAUGAAGGGACGGGGGUCAAACAGGCCCACUGAGGUCUUGGAGCUGGUCGCACAGAUGUACCAGGAAACAGCUAUAGCCAAGGUGGGAGCUGUGAAGGACUACAUUAAGGCGAUGCUGGAGGCAGAGCAGCUGAAGUUCCUGGUGUUCGCCCACCACCACACCAUGCUGCAGGCCUGCACCGAGGCCGUCAUCGAGGCCAAGGCCAGUUAUAUCCGUAUCGACGGAAAGGUCCCGCCCUCCGAAAGAAUCCAGCUGGUGCAUAAGUUUCAGAGUGACCCGAAAAUCCGAGUGGCCGUUCUCAGCAUUCAGGCUGCUGGUCAGGGUUUGACCUUCACCGCUGCCAGCCAUGUGGUCUUUGCCGAGCUCUACUGGAACCCCGGUCAUAUCAAGCAGGCGGAAGAUAGAGCCCACCGCAUCGGGCAAACUUCCUCCAUUAACGUGCACUACCUCAUUGCCAAUGGCACCUUUGAUGCUGUCAUGUGGUCCAUGAUCAACAAGAAGGUAAGAGUGACCAACAGCACUCUGGAUGGGAAGAAGGAAUACCUGAAGGCAGACGAGGACGACGAGGACAAGUGGAUGUUCCUCAACUUUGCCAGCGCGUGGACACCAAGUGAGAUGGUGGUGCCACCGGACGGCAACACAUAAAACUAACUUGAGCUUGAAUCUUUUUUUCUUUUCUUUUCUUUUUCCUUCUUCUCCCCGCGCUCCGGCAACAAGAAGAAGAAGAAGAGGAAGAGAACAGAAGAUGAAGGAACAGAUCCCCCCAUCUCCUCAGAGCUGACUGCUGCUCCAGCUGGCAGUGGAACAAAAAGAGAGAAGAGGAGAGAAAAGUCCUGCACCCAAACCUCCACCUCACCCGGCCAGGACAUCUCCCCCCAGCUGAAGUGGCUGCGGGGAAGGUCAGGGGCUGGGAGGACCGGCUCUGGCUCUCAGGUCACCUCCAUGGUCCCACGGAAGUCAAAACUCAUUCAUUGGACUUCUGCUGCCAUGUCAGAGCGACCCAGGCCUCAGCAAACCCCCUCAACAUCGAGAGACCUGGUGUGCAUCGCCAUCUCCAGUUCCGACAGCAGGGAGCCAGAGCUUAGCCUGGGAAAAGCCCAGCCUCUGAAACCGCGCAAAGGCAAACAGAUCGACGGAGAGGAGAAGAAGAAGGGGGACAAGCGGCAGCUCAAAGGCAAACAGAUCGACGGAGAGGAGAAGAAGAAGGGGGACAAGCGGCAGCUCAAAGGCAAACAGAAUCAGCGAGAGCGAGUUGACAACGUCGCUGGCCACGGCACCUGCCUCCCCCCUGACCACACACAGGACUGCAGAGCUGCGGUGUCUUCUGCUGCUGAUGCUAAUGACGGUGAUGAGAACAAUAAUGAAGAUGACGCCAGCACCACCCAUCCUGUCUACCCAGGCCUGCAGCAGGAUGGUACUCCGCUGAACUUGAGCUUCAUCCCUCUGGACAUCAAACUAAGCAGCUGGGACGACCUGCCCCAGGCCUUCAGCCGGCACCAGGAAAAUCGAACACAGGUGCUGAGGUUCGUACAGGAGUGGAGCAGCCUGGCAGCCAUGAAGAAGAAACUGCUCCGACGCAGCGGCCUCCUCUUCCACAGCCCCGCUCUCGGCUUGCAACAGCUGGCCACCGCCCAGCACCCUCACUUGAGCACCAAGAGGUACCUCAGUAGAGACGAUGUAGCCAAGGCCUCCCUGAGAAAGGCACAGCAGGAGGGGGGCAGCGUCCGACUGGUCACCAAAGAAAACUUUUUCACCAAAAGCAGUUCGGCCUCUGCACAAACACCACCUUCUUCAGAGAGGCAAGAUGAGGAGUCCUGCCAGGCAGUGGAGGAGCAGCCGUCAACACAGUCCGGUUACCUGCAGGCUGUGGACAGUGAGGGUGUCCCUCUGUGUCUGUCCUGCCAGAAGGCCUGCCUUACCACCGGUGGGACCUGGGACACUCAAUUCUGCAGCCACAGGUGCCAGGAGGACUUCCAGUUGCGCUCCAGCCAAUCGUACAUGCGCUCAAAGGUGCUGGAAGUGGAGCGGGGCAUCUGUCAGACCUGCGGCCUCCACGCCCAUGACCUGUUCCUGAAGGUCUGCGGUGCUCAGCCCUCCCAGCGCAAGCAGAUGCUGGAGAACACUUGUCUCGCUCAGCUGUCACUCAAAGAGCUGAACGAAAUGAUCCGCGCUCCGGUCGAAGGGGACUUCUGGCAGGUCGACCACAUCCGGCCGGUCUACAGCGGAGGAGGACAGUGCUCUCUGGACAACCUGCAGACGCUCUGUACCGUCUGCCACAGAGAGAGGACGGCUCAGCAAGCCAAAGAGCGCAGCAGGAUGAGGAAGCGCGUUUCAGCUUCCAAGGUUGCGUCAGACAUCACCAAGUUCUUCAUCAGGAAAUGAAGAUUUUCGAGCAGUAGGCGUCUCCUAUUCAGCUUGAGAGGCUGCUGAAAAUAAAUCAUCACCCUCCCACCAGUACGCAAGAAUGUCCAGAUGGUUGAAUUUUCACUGACGUCUUCCUGCUGAAUUUCCCCAUUGUCUUCCACGCUAAAAUUAGAAGGUAAUACUUGGUGAAAACGCUGCGUCUGCUCUGAGGGUGCUAGUUAAUUAUCAGGAACUGGAUUUAUGUUCCACUCACAAAUGAGCCGUCGAGGCUGUAUUGUGUGAGAGAGUCCAAAGCUAAACCAUGAAAGCCCCUUGAGGUUUGUUGAAGGGACCAAAUGGCAGGUUUCACUGUCAAAUACAGACUUUCCUGCUCGUCUCUUUAGGAAGAAGAAGAAAAAAACAAAAAAAAAACAACACCCUUAAGGUUUUUCAGCAACUGAGCUGCCAAGCUGAAUAUUCUGCUCGUUCAGCAGCUCAACGUUCGUUUGCAAUCACGCCUUGUUUCUCCCAUUAACAUUACUAAUUCAGCAGCACAGCAACCGAGCUACUAAUCACUUCAGUUCUCCAUUACAGCUCCUCUAUUUAUUGGUGAUAAUGCUGUCAGUUAAUGCAAUCCUUCCUGUCAUUAGUUUAUCACAAUCGAUUAAUCAAUCGACUGCGUGUCAGCGGACGGACGACAGGACACCAUCAUGUUUUCCAUUUUGAUGAGAAUUUCCUGUGGCAGCGUUUGACAAAUUCAAUAGAAAUAAAUCCAGUGUUACCAUCAGCAUGAUUGGGCAGUUCUUCAUUUUUUUGCAUGCUGUAUGUGUUUUCAAGGCCAAAAUUAGGGGCUUUAUUUUUUAUUGUUUUGCACUCAACAGUAGAACUUGAGUCAAGAUGAUCCCAAGUGGUUCAUGUCAGUUUUAUAAUGAGAUUUGACAGAGGUGAGGACCCUGCACAGGACUAUUUGUCAUAUCAUUUCAUACCGAAUGAAAAUGGUCAGAGUAGUUUCUUACUUGAAGGUCCACUUUUCUCCGGGAGCUUUCAAUUGCAUUUGCAAAUUCUGCAGUCUGAGCAAACUCCAUCUGCUGUGAGGAAGACUGAGAUGUAGCUGAAAGCUCCAGCAGAGCCAAGUGAGUUUCUUUGGCCCAACCGCUCAUCCAAAGGUGAAAAUCAGUGGAUUUUUUUGGGGCAGUUUUUGCUGAAAAACCAUCAUCAAAAACAGAAAAGAAAUUCACUUGUUCUAGUUUCUCAAAUGUGGAAAUAUUUUCUGGCUUUCUUCAGUGACUGUAGACUUAAUAUCUUAGGAUUGUUCCACACGUUCUUUACAUUUUAUCCACUAAACAGUGAAUCAAGCAGAUAUGAAUAAUGAUAAAGAAAAUAGUUGUUAGCUGCAGACCUAAAACUUUUAACCACGUCGUGAAAGAAAACUUUUAAAAGUCAUAACACAUAGUAUUUCAAAUGUUUUUCUCUUUGUUCAACAUGCCUUUACAGAAGUGAUUGCCUUCCCCAACCUAAUGUAUUCAGAGCAGACACUUAGGAACACAACACCUCUGUGUAAAAAUCACUUUUACACCUUUAUUUGGGCUCCCAAUACACAUCAAUACAGUCUGCUUUAGAUCUCAUGAUACACUGAAUGGAGGAAGGUUUGGACUGAUGCAAUAAACCAACAGUUUUAAAUCUGAACUACAGUCCUAUGUACACAAUUGUAUUUUUGAGAUCUU